Messenger RNA from Crotalus tigris (Tiger rattlesnake), 5137 nucleotides. RefSeq names its product DIX domain containing 1 (gene DIXDC1). The record is from RefSeq and is a predicted model, not a curated record. Gene Ontology annotation, cellular component: cytosol. Gene Ontology annotation, biological process: canonical Wnt signaling pathway. NCBI's taxonomy places the organism in Eukaryota, Metazoa, Chordata, Lepidosauria, Squamata, Viperidae. The coding region runs from base 16 to 2502 and encodes 828 amino acids. The transcript has 21 exons. Gene Ontology annotation, molecular function: protein binding.
CAGCUGGCGGUAGGGAUGUCCCCGGCAUCUGUGGCAAUGGAGGGAGGCGGCCACGGUGCACAGCAGCCUCACCGGCUCCCAGCUGACCCUCGGGAGCCAGGUGGUGUCCGGCCAGCUUGCCGACUCCCAGCUGGUCUUCGGGAGUUGGGCGGCACCCCGGAGUGGCGUCCGGACCUCGGCUGGCUGCUGUUUCCCUGUCCCCCACCGGUUCAUGCCAAGCCCAGGGGCUUGACAGGAGGCCCCUUCUACCAAGGCCCCACCUGGAAAGCAAGCAGACAUAGGUGGCACAGACAGCUUGAAGUCUUUAAGACCGAAAAUGGACAUCUCUGCUCGUCCGGGUUUCUAAGCGCCAGCAUGGAGGCCCCAGCUGAGGAAGGAAGAGCUGGUAAUCCAUCACAGCCCAGGGAAACUUCACAACAGCUGCAGUCCUACAUCACCUGGGUGAAUUCACAACUAAAGAAGAAGCCAGAAGUUCAACCCGUGCAAGAUUUGAGACACGACCUCCGGAAUGGUGUGGUCCUUGCUUCUCUCAUUGAGAUUGUAGCUGGAGAGAAACUCAGUGGUGUGGAGGUGUCUCCCACCAACCAGCAGGCCAUGAAGAAGAACGUGGAAAAGGUCCUACAAUUUGUGGCAUCAAAGAAGAUCCGCAUGCACCAGACCUCGGCUACAGACAUCGUUGACGGGAAUUUGAAAUGCAUCAUGCGGCUGAUCCUGGCGUUAGCCGCUCACUUCAAGCCCGGCUCCGGCAAAAUCGCCCCAUCCAGCGCCAUGGAGAAGAACUCGGGGGGAGGUGGAACGUUGCCGGCCCGUCACAGGCCUCGCUCGGCCGUGGCCACCGUCCACGGGGCGGUGGCUGCUCUGGCAGAGGUGCGCCAGGACAUCUUGGGAGGGGGCCGUGAUGCCAUCCAGCACCACCCGAGAAACAGCAACCCGCACGAGGAGAUUGAGCGGCCGCACUGGAGCGUCCGAGCACUCGUCCAGCAGUACGAGGGCCAGCAGAGCAGUGGCCCUUCGGAGUCCUCUUUCUCCAGUCUCACCUCUCCUAGCCCUAUCAACAGUGCAAAGAGUGAAUCAGGCAGCACCCCUUCCGAGGAGAAGGCAGGGUUUGACCUUGGCCAUGAAGAAGAAGAUGGAGAAGAAAAAGCAGGAAUAAGGACAGCGACCUGGAGCCACGCGUUUCCAGAGUUAGACCACAGAUAUGUUGUUUCCCACCUAGAAGAAAAUGGGGCUCGGUUGCCCAUUGAAUGGUCCCCAAAGUGCCCUGCCCCAAGUCUGGAGACUUCAUGGGAGGAGCACCUCCUGGAGCAGCAGGAUCACUUAGAGAAAGAAAUGGAAGAGGCCAAAAGGAUGAUCUCUGGAUUGCAGGCGUUGCUGCUGAACGGAUCGCUGCCGGAGGACGAGCAGGAGCAGUCGCUGGGGCUUUGCGAGCAGGAAGCCAGUCCUGAAGAGCAGCUGGUCAUCCUCCGGAGCCGCCUGGAUCAGAGUCUGGAGGAGAACCAGGACCUGAAGAAGGAACUUCAGGCCUGCAAGCAGGACAGCCGAAACCUGCAAGGUAUCAAGGAUGCCCUGCAGCAACGGCUGGCCCAGCAAGACACUCUGAUGCUUCAGAUCAAACAGGAGCUGCUGAGAGCGAAUAUGGACAAGGAAGAAUUGCACAGCCAGAAUGCUGAUCUCCAGAGGAAGGUGGAAGAGCGGAACCGGCUUCUGGCAGAGUACAAGAAAGAGCUAAGCCAGAAGGACCGGCUCCUGCACCAGCACCAGGCCAAGAUGGAGGAGAUGCUACACCAGCUCUCCGAGGCGGGCUAUCAGCAGGCCGAGUUGGAACGGGAGCUGCAGCAUAAAGAGGCUUUGCUGGCUCGCUGCCUGAAGAAGGACGUGGAGGAGCAGGUGAUUCUCUACGCCAAUCACAACUCUCAAAGCAACGGGUUCCUCCAGACUUUGGGGAAAGGAACGGCUUCCUCAACGCACAGAGGGACCAGCGACCUGCAGCUGGUGCGGGAGGCCCUGCGCAGUUUGCGGAACAGCUUCAGCGGCCACGAUCCCCAACACCACACCAUUGACAGCCUGGAGCAGGGCAUCUCCAGCUUGAUGGAGAGGCUGCACCGCAUGGAGAUGCAGAAGAGGCAGGACAAGAGGGUCCGAGGGAAGUCGCCUGCAGGCCACGUGGGGAACGAAUGCCGAGAAUCCUGGCCUUCCAAUUCCAAACUGCCUCAUUCUCACAGCACCCCAGCCGUGAGCAGCGGCGCCUGCACCAAAGUGCUGUAUUUCACCGAUCGCUCCCUCACCCCCUUCAUGGUCAGCAUUCCCAAGAGGUUAGGGGAAGUGACGCUAAGGGACUUCAAAGCGGCUAUCGAUCGGGACGGGACGCACCGGUAUCACUUCAAAGCUCUGGAUCCGGAGUUUGGGACUGUCAAAGAGGAGGUUUUCCAUGAUGACGAUCUUAUUCCCGGAUGGGAGGGCAAGAUUGUGGCUUGGGUGGAAGAGGACCAUGGGGAGAAUUAAAACCUUUGCUGUCGGCUGCUGGAUGUGCCAGAUACUCACCAAAAAACCCCCCCACCCCUCACACCAAUGAUACGUGUGAUUUAAACUGCCAAAAGAAAGGAACCGUGAUGAACUUUGGCUUCAAGGAAGGAUGUCCGUCACAUUAUAACCAAAUACGGUCCCUUUCAACUGUUCCAACACACUGCCUCUCUCUUUGGUCAGGGAUGGUCCUAAAAGACUUCUUGCUGCUUUUGAUCAUCUGGAGAAGUUUGGUCAACGAUGGACAGCAUUAGGAGUAAGAUUUGCACGUUUGUGAUGGCCAAAACUAGGAACUCUUUUCUAGCGCUGUUGUAGCUCUCUUGCCAGCCAAUUUUUCCAAUGAACUCUGUGCCCAGGCCACAUCAGGCACCAGCAAGAUCUCCUCCAGAGAUCCAGUGGUUUGUGGUCCAGAUCAAAGAUCCAAUCAACAGCAUUGUGUUGGAAAAGGCCAGGAUUGUUACAUUUGCUUUUAUUAUUUUGCAUUCUGGUCUUGAAAUUUCCCUACUUUAUUUGAGGGCCUGUGUGAAAAAGAUUGCUAACCUGCCCAGGUUCCCCUUCUGGCUUUGCCUGGGGAAAAGACCCCAAACUCCCCAUCUUUGCUUUUCCAGGGUUGUAUUGGCACCACAUGAUCUUCUCUGCCCUACUUUCCUUCUGGAUAAUUCAUCACCAGCAGCCUCAGAGGAAAGGCUGAUCUGUCUGGUUUCCUCAUAGCUUGGUCUGAAUUUGGCAUUGGUUUUUCCACUUAAUGGCUAAUUUCAGUCUGCCUUACCAGCUGAGAUGGGUAGAUAAGGUAGGUGGAAAGCGAGAUAAACGUUCACAAAGGGUUGCAGCAAGAUUCCUGGAAGGUCUGUGAGCAGAAAGCGGCCAAAACUCCAGGCCCUUUAUGGGCUGAAGCUUUUGCGCAUAACUCCAGCAACUGUCAAGUAGUCUUUUCCCUUUGCCUUGCUGGCUCUUCUGCUGACAGCAAGUAGGUCAUCUGCCUGGUGGGCCUCAAGCAGAAUUUAAUUUAGGCCCCCAAUGCUCACCCCACCACUCGUUUGCAAUGGUCUGCAAAACUGGUGGUUCAGCUCUUGGAACCAUCAGCCAGCUGGGUGAUCUUAGCCACUCUGGAACCUGUUAAGAAUUUUGCACCAGUCAGACUUCAGACAUAAAUAGGACAGAUGCAUCAACUUGUGGACUACUGAGUUUGUAUAGAGGUUGGAGAUAAACGCUCUAAUGGAGUGAAUUAUUCAUUCUUAGCUUUAUAGAGAAAGCAGGCCUGGACAGGUUGAGUGUUUUAAGGGGGAAUAUUUUGAUGCACAAAGCGUUUACCAUUAUUCUAUACAAGCCUCAGUUCCUUAGGAACUGAGCCAGUCAGUGGACCGAAGUCACCACAAGUGAAGAGUUACCUAGGUAGGUGUCUCUAAGAGGCCAUCAUGAUGUCAUGAGUGUGACAUCACCUGCCCACCCAUGCAGAAGUCUGUGAUAACAGGGUACCUUUUUCUUCUACACUCUUCCUGAUUUUUGUGCUCUAAAAUGCUGAAUUAGGAGUGGGAAGUAUCACCUUUGCAUAUCUUGCGCAACCAAACGCCUCAGCUCUACUUGAAUGAAAAAAUGGGGCCCAGUGAAAGCCAGAAUUUGCUUUAGUGUUGCUGCUUUGCUGCUCGCCAUUCCAUCUUUCCUAACGUUGCAGUACCAGGCUCCGAAGCCUCGUAGCUGCUUGUGUGCACCAGCCAGCGGAAGGACCGUCCGCCCGUGUGUCCAGCCGUCUUCUAUGUCCUUCUUGCAGAAGGCUGAAAGUCAAAAACGAAUCGUGUCUUUGAUCAUUUUAUAGAUUUCCACACAUCUGUUGGGUAAACUUGUUCCUGUUUCUUGGAAUUACUUUGUAUUGCUUUACAUCAUUGUUGAACAAGGACAGUGUAUAUUUUUAUACCAGCAUGAGUGCUGUUUUUUCCUGUAUAUUUCUGAAUAUUGUAUUUUAUUCAUAUUUCUAGGAAAUGCAGAAAGGCUUUAUACGGGCCUCUUGUUAAUGCCAACACACCUGGUUCCCAUAAUUAGCUUUAUUUUGCUAUGAAGGUAUAUCUUAAGUCCACAGUGGUUUUCUAUUUUACUUGUUUGUUGCAAAGACAAGAUUUGUAUGUUGUUUGUCCUAUUGUGUCCUCUGUGUACAGACAGAACGGGCCUUUUGAAAGCCUGUGUUUGUAUUUGCAGUUACACUCUGAGUGUAUCCUAUUAUAGGAGUUUUAAAGUUGGCUUCUGAGAGAACAGUGGAUGAGGGAUGUCAUUCCUGAAAAAAAUACCUUUUUUGUGACUGGUUUGACUGUUGCAUGAAUUUAGUGGGUUGCAAAGAGAUUGCAUGGAAUUAUAGUUACUUUAAAAAAAAAUAUUUCUGCAAGAGAUGUGCUUUAAAGUUAAAAUUGUACAUUUUUUUUAAAAGAACAUAUUUUAUUUAAAUUUAAUUAAGACAUCUUUAUCACAAGGGCUUAUCGCCAGACAUGGGAAAAUAGAGGUCAAAGAAGUGUAAAAGUGUUUUAUGACCGGAUUGGCAUCUUUUGCUUCCAUAAAACUAAUCUCAUUUUUUAAAAUCUCAGUUAUCUCUGAACUUUGUCCCUGAAAUAACAUAAACAGUGUUGCAUUA